This is a messenger RNA of Fusarium oxysporum Fo47, 1516 nucleotides long. RefSeq names its product kinase-like domain-containing protein. Gene Ontology annotation, molecular function: protein kinase activity; ATP binding. The record is from RefSeq and is a predicted model, not a curated record. Gene Ontology annotation, biological process: protein phosphorylation. Bases 8 to 1435 code for a protein of 475 amino acids. The transcript is spliced from 2 exons. Lineage: Eukaryota; Fungi; Ascomycota; Sordariomycetes; Hypocreales; Nectriaceae.
CCUAAUUAUGUCUCCAUCCAUUGGUGAAAGUACCAACAAUGCAUCAAUCGGGUCUGACGAGUCGUGUCGCUUUGAAACCAUACGGAUUAUCGAUACAGAGGAGCCUGAAUUUUAUCGAAAAGAAGGCUUCCAUCCAGUUCACAUUAGUGAUCACUUUGACGGAAGGCGGUACCGAAUUGUCCAUAAGCUUGGGCAUGGCGGAUUUUCCGUCGUAUGGCUGGCUUACGACUCCUUGGACUCUAUCUGGGUGGCCCUCAAGAUUGUAGCUGCUUCGGACUCCUCCAUGAUGGAAGAAAAGGCAGUCAUGUGGCACAAUAUCAUUUCGAAAAUGAAUGACGAAAGAUUCGUCACUUAUAAGCGCUUCUUUCACAUCGAAGGACCCAAUGGCCGUCAUCUAUGUCUAGUCCUACCACCUUGUGGUCCUUCUUGCAACACUCUGUCCCAAUACCUACAGAGUAGGAUUCAUCCCUGGCUGGCGCGUCGCGUGGCUUUUCAAGCUACAAAAGCUAUCGCAGAUCUUCAUUCUCAAGGUCUUUGUCACGGAGACUUUACCCCGAGCAAUAUCGUCUUUCGCAUCCGUAACCUUAAUCAUCAAGAUGAUCAAGGUAUAUACCGGCUUUUUGGUGAACCUCAACGCGAUGGCUUGAGAACGAUAUCGGGUCAACCUACUGGUGCAGAGGCGCCUCGGUAUAUCGUUGGCAACCUCGACUUCACGUCAGCAGAGGACCUCAUACGUGAUGAAAUCUGUUUGAUUGAUUGUGAUCAAGCAUUUUUGACCUCUGCGCCCCCGAGGAAAACACUUGGGACACCUCCAGGCUUUCUGGCGCCUGAGGUGGCAGUUGGAAAAUCAGCCAGCCCGGCGAGUGACGUUUGGGCUCUGGGCUGUUCUAUCCUACAGAUCAGGUCAGGCUCUUCUCCUUUCUCAAUUCCCAACGUCGAUAGCCCAGCAAACUUGCUUGGAUGGGUCAGCGAGUACAUUGGCCGUAUGCCGACAUCAUGGGGAGAGCCACUAUUCGACGAUGAUGGCCUCCCAACGAUGGACACGACCAAUGGCGAGUCCCUAGGUGAAAUACUUGAAAACACGAGAUCGCUGAAGCAAUGGAUCAGCGAUAUCUGGGAUCAACCAGAUAAUCUCGAGGAGCUUCAGUCGACAUCAACUGCGCCAGAUAGAGUGAGAGAUGAGAACAAACCAUAUCUGGAAUGUUACAACAACAAAUUUUGGAAACCUGCCGCAAUUAGGAUUGAUGAUAUCUACCUCGGAGCAUACUCCGACAAAGUUGAUAAGAUCAUUGAAUCACUGCAGAAAAUAUUGACGCACGAAGCUGACUUGCUAUAUGAUCUGACAUCCAAGAUUUUUGUCUAUGAGCCUGCACAGCGAGUGUCUGCAAGAGAUAUCUUAGCUCAUCCAUGGUUUCAUAUGGACGAUACGACAUGAAGAUUGGCUUCGAACUGUUCGGAAAGUGAUAAGAUAAUGAUUAGAGGAGUCAAUAGACAAAAUACAAGUACAGAUUCAGAG